Molecule: messenger RNA, 1228 nt
Organism: Enhydra lutris kenyoni (northern sea otter)
Lineage: Eukaryota; Metazoa; Chordata; Mammalia; Carnivora; Mustelidae
Gene: SSUH2
Product: ssu-2 homolog (C. elegans)
Exons: 9
Coding region: 1-1023 (340 amino acids)
Molecular function (GO): heat shock protein binding
Source: RefSeq, a predicted model, not a curated record
AUGCUCCUGGCUUCAGUUUCCAUCUGCAUCAAGGGGGGCUGGCCGACCUGGAGGAGCUGGAGGCCCUUUCCAGAGACCCUGCUUUUGUGCUCUGUCCCCAGCAGAAUCCCUAUGGUGACAGAGCAAGUGGCUCGGGAAGCCCUUCUCAGCUUUGUGAGCUCCAAAUGCUGCUACGGCAGCGCGGCCGCUGGUGACCUCAUCAUCCAGGAGCUCAAGCAGCAGACUCUCUGCAGGUAUCGACUAGAGACUUUCACCGAAUCCAGAAUAAGUGAAUGGACAUUUCAACCCUUUACUAACCAGUCAGUGGAUGGGCCGCAAAGAGGGACCUCCCCCAGGCUUUGGGACAUCAAAGUCCAGGUGCCCCCAAUGUUUCAGGAAGACACGAGGAAGUUUCAAGUCCCUCACUCGUCACUGGUCAAGGAAUGCCACAAAUGCCAUGGGCGUGGGCGUUACAAGUGCAGCUGCUGCCACGGGGCAGGCAUGGUGAGGUGCCCGUCCUGCAGUGGAGCCAAGCGCAAAGCCAAGCAGUCCCGCAGGUGUCCGAUGUGCUCGGGGUCUGGCAGGCGGAGGUGCAGCACGUGCUCAGGGAGGGGCAGCAAGACCUGUGCCACCUGCAAAGGGGAGAAGAAGCUGUUGCACUUUAUCCAGCUGGUCAUCGUGUGGAAAAACAGCCUGUUUGAGUUUGUGUCUGAGCACCGCCUGAAUUGCCCUGGGGAACUCCUUGCUAAAGCCAAAGGAGAAAGCCUCUUUAAGGAUGAAAACACCAUGGUGUACCCCAUUGUGGAUUUCCCGCUGUGGGAGAUCUCUCUGGCCUCGCAGAGGGGCAUCGCGGAGCACAGCGCCGCCCUGACCUCCCGCGCCCGAGUCCUUCAGCAGCGCCAGACCAUUGAGCUGAUCCCCCUCACAGAAGUGCAUUAUUGGUACCAAGGACAGACUUACGUCUACUACAUCUACGGCACGGACCACAGAGUGUACGUGGUCGAUUACCCUGAGCAGUACUGCUGUGGCUGCACCAUCAUAUGACGGGACCCAGCCAUCUCCAGAGCCGGGAGUUCACUCAUCAUUGGCUACAUCAGACAAUCCUAUACAAACCCUGGGGUGUCCUUCUAGACACUUCAGCUUAUCAUCUGUCAAACCCCUGGUCUUUCCAGAGCUUCUCUGGUGGGAUCCAUCAUGCGUUUAACCUACAAGAAUUCAGCUAGGCACAUUUCUUUAGAACAUUGUGGAC